AAUUUGUCAGUCAUGUCUAUAAACCUUAGAGAUUUAUUUUCUAAAAAUGAUAAGAAUAUAACAUUAAAAAUUAUAAACUCACAAAAAUCUGCAUGUAAAGUUCAUUUGAAUCUUUGUGAUAAUCUAUUAAAAGUUCGUCAAUACCUCGAAAAUCAUGAUAUUAUCGACGAUACAUUUUCGUUUGUAAGGAAUUAUUCUGAAAAUAAUGAUAGUAUGAUUGAAUUUUCCGAGAUACCUGUUAAAUUUGAAGAAAAUUUUCGCUUACAUCAAAUUGUGCGUAAAACUGAAGAUGCUCAUAUUUUAUAUAUUACAUGUUCAAAAAUUUGGAAGUUUAUAAACGAUUUACGUAAAUUAGAUUAUGGGUGUACCAUGACUUCCAACGGAAUUAAGAAAGCUAGUAAAAGAGCAUUUGAAGCGAAAAAUUGUAAAUUGGAAAUUGAUAGUGGAACAUGCGAAGAGGGAAAAUUUAAAUCUGAGUCAAGUGAGGAUUUGAUGAUGGAUAAAAAUUUAUUUUUUGAUGCUGAUAUUAAUGUGGAGCAUUUUGUAAAGUUGGGAAUAGGAAUGUCAAUAGGAGCAUCAAAAAAUAAAGAAUCUCAUGUUGAAACCAAUUACUCUUAUCGUUUUACGAAGUAUGGCAAAGCGUCAUUGAAACUUGAGCAUUUAGAAGCAACUCCGGAAUUUAUUAAAGUAGUAGAAAAUGCCAUAGAAUCUGAAGAUCCUGAAGAAUUUAAGCAAAUUAUUGAAGAUUACGGUCAAUUUAUACCAACUGAAGUUAUUUUAGGUGGAAGAGUUCAUUAUGAUGAUUUUGCAGAGUCGGUUAAACACACUGCAGGAAAUUCUAAUAAAAUUAUCGGAAAGAUGAAUAUACAAAUCCUGAAAGCAAAAAUAGGAAAAGCUUCUACUACUUCACAAGGAAGGUCAAACAGUUGUAGCUACAAAUAUACCAAAGUAAUUGGAGGGAAACAACCCGAGAAUAUUGGAAAUCUAAAUAGAGGGGAUUGGGUUAGUUCUUUAGAUAAUUAUGAAUAUUGGGAUUGCAUAGAGUUUCGCAAUCCGAUUAGUAUUUUUCAGUUUUUACCUGAAGAUUUACAUGAACGAAUCAUUAAGUCUUUUGGAGUGAAGAUUCAUUAUUUAACUACUGAAAAUCAUAAUUGUGUUUUUGAAGAAUUUAGAAAGCCAAUACAAUUGAGUUUGAACUUACCAAAUAAAAUCGCAAAAAUUAUUAAAAACAAAGAUAUAGAUUCUAAAAUUUUUGCAACCGUUACGGAUAUAUCGAAAUCAAAGAAUGACUUUUUUACUUGUCAAGUCCUUUGUCCAUCAGAUGGAAAACUACCGAGUCUUAUAAUUCAUCGUGUACAAAACUCGUUUGAAAUCUUUAAAAGGCGUGAAUGCAAAUUAAAAAUUGGGUGGAUGAUAAUCGGAUACUAUAGAGAUUUCAAUUUUGAUUAUAAUACUCGACUAGACAUCCUGCAUUAUGAUUAUGAUUCUAAUGCACCAGAUACAGAUAAUCUAAUCGAAUAUGAUUCAAAAGUCCCAAUUUGUUUAGGAAUUCCUGUGGUACGUGAAUAUCCUAAUAACGAAUCUCUUGUUAUCGGAUAUUAUUACAGACAACAUGAGAAUAAUAAAAUUAAGGCAUGUACUUUCGCUUAUUGUUUAAAAGAUAAGUGCCUUGUAAAAUUGCCUAAUUUUACAUUUUACAUACUUAAAAUUACAAAAUAUCAUAACCAUGGUGCUUGUGAUAUAAUUACGCUUAGAGAAAAAGAAUAUAGUAAUUUUAAUACUGAAUCUCCAAAAUUUGUUAGCAUAUAUUCUGCAGAACAAACUGAUUGUGUUUUUUUGAAACAAAGAAAUGGGCAAGUUAAAAUUAAAAAAAUUGGUAACGACAAUACAGCAAUAUUAUCGGUUAAGUGUGCAAUCUUUGAUCCAUAUACCAG
This is a messenger RNA of Rhizophagus irregularis DAOM 181602=DAOM 197198, 1934 nucleotides long. RefSeq lists its product as uncharacterized. Lineage: Eukaryota; Fungi; Glomeromycota; Glomeromycetes; Glomerales; Glomeraceae. The record is from RefSeq and is a predicted model, not a curated record. Gene Ontology annotation, molecular function: protein binding.